Molecule: messenger RNA, 1173 nt
Organism: Eimeria maxima
Lineage: Eukaryota; Apicomplexa; Conoidasida; Eucoccidiorida; Eimeriidae
Product: SNARE associated Golgi protein family domain-containing protein, putative
Exons: 6
Coding region: 1-1173 (390 amino acids)
Source: RefSeq, a predicted model, not a curated record
AUGCGUCGGCUGAUACAUCCCCGACAGAGCAGCAGCAUCACCAGCAGCAGCAACAGCAGCAACAGCAGCAACAACAACAGCAGCAGCAGCAGCAAUGAUAGCAGCAGCUGCAGCAGCAGCAGUUUUGACGUACACGUUGGAGAAAAUGUUAUAGAGCUAACUGCAGCACAUAACAAAUCGCAGCAACAGCAGCAGCAGCAGCAGCAGCAACAGCAACAGCAGCAGCAGCAGCAGCAGCAGCGGCAGAGGAGUGCAUGGGAGGCAGAAUUGGAUUUAAUGCUGACGGUGUUAUUCUUACGAAUAUCUCCUUUCCCUAAUCUUGUUAUUAAUGCUGCCUCCCCUGUAUUAGACGUUCCUUUUCGUCCUUUUCUUGUGGCGACUUGGCUCGGCCUUAUGCCUAACUCCGCCCUAUUCGUCUCUAUGGGCUCCGCCUUGGGCAGUAUUGACUCUCUUAGCUCAGGUAAGAGUCGUGCAGCAGCAGCAGCAGCAGAUGCAACAGCAGCAGUAGCAGAUGGAACAGCAGCAGCAGCAGCAGGUUCCUUCUUCCUGCUGGUGGUGCUGCAGCAUGUCUUCUACCUAUACACUCCAUGCUCACCAUUUAUGUACUGCAAGUGCAGCAGCAGCAGCAAAACAGCAGGACAAAAUUCAACAGCAGCAGCAGCAGCAGAAGAAGAAGAAGAAGAAGAAGAACAAGCAGAAGAAAAAGCAGAAGCCGCUCUGCAAACGAGCCCAUUCCCCAACAGCAACAGCAGCAAUACUGCAGCAGCAGCAGCACAGAUUCAACAGCAGCAACAGCAGCAACACCAGCAACAGCAGCAACACCAGCAACACCAGCAGCAACAGCAGCAGAUCAUUAUAUACGGCCUCUCGUCUCAGCCCCGACGAUACAUAGAGGGAGCAACGAAGCAGGCAGCAGUAGGGGGGGGAGGACGACUGCAGCAGCAGCAGUUCCACAAGCAGCCGCAGCAGCAGCAACAACCGCAGUGGCAGCAGCAGCAACGGCUGCAGCAGCAACGGCUGCAGCAGCAACGGCUGCAGCAGCAACGUCUGCAGCAGCAACGGCUGCAGCAGCAAGGGCUACAGCAGCAAGGGCUGCAGCAGCUGCUGCAGCGCCAGGCGCCCUCAAGGUGUCCUCCAAGCCAAAGGCAUUAUAUAAAGGGCCAACUCAUGUGA